AUGGCAAUGCUCAAGCAACUGACAAUUAAUAAGCCUUUGAUUGAAGCACUUGAUCAAAUGUCAGGCUAUGCAAGGUUCAUGAAAGACCUCAUCACGAAGAAGAGAAAGGCUGACCCAGGAGUGUUCACUAUUUCGUGUAAAAUUAGGUCUCUGGAUGUUGCAAAGGCAUUAUAUGAUUUAAGAGACAGUGUGAAUAUGAUACCACUGGCUGUAUGUAAGAGGCUUGGUUUAGAAGCUCCUACACUCACUAACAUGCAACUCGUAAUGGCAGAUAGGCUGAUAAAGCAGUCGGUUGGAAUUUUGCAUGAUGUGUUGGUGAAAGUGGAAGAUUUUAUUCUUCCUGCUGAUUUUGUGGUAUUGGAUUGUGAUGUGGACCUUGAGAUACCCAUUAUUUUUGGUAGGCAACUCUUAGCAACAGAAAGAGUAAUAGUGGACAUGAAGUUGAACGAGCUUAAAUUUAGGCUCGAUAAGAAAGAGGCAAAAUUCAAAAUGCAUCAACCCAUGUCACAACAAAAUGAUAUGAAUGUCUUCUCUGUCAUUGAUAUCUUCUAUGAUAUUGGAAAAGGGGGAUCAACAGGUUGUCUUGGCGAAGUCUGA
This is a messenger RNA of Capsicum annuum, 597 nucleotides long. RefSeq lists its product as uncharacterized. The record is from RefSeq and is a predicted model, not a curated record. The coding region runs from base 1 to 597 and encodes 198 amino acids. Lineage: Eukaryota; Viridiplantae; Streptophyta; Magnoliopsida; Solanales; Solanaceae. The transcript has 2 exons.